UGGUCCUGAUUGUACCAUCCCAUAGUUGUAAUGGCGGCCAUUGCACGAGCCGUGGAGGGUCCUCAUCGCCUUCCUGCCCCCGUCCUGCUGCAAUGAAGCCUCGUCUCGCGGGCCGAGUCAAGUCCAUCCGCCAACAGCAAGCCCGGGGUCUGAACGACCUACCAUCGGACCAACACCACCCGUCUCAGUCGCCGGAAUCCACCAUUGACGCGACUGAUCGCUCCACAUUUUGGCCAACCUCCAACACCGCUGUAGUAUGAUGUCGAAGGUAGCGGAGGAAGUGUACAGCGAAGUGCGGGCCACCGCACGGACUCGAACGCCGAGGGAUCCCGAGACAGGCAGGCUUCGUUCCCGACCGAUUGUCGACAUCAACGCCUUGAAGUCCACCUUUCAGAAGGACAGCGACAGGCCUCUGGCCCAGAGGAGCCGAGAACCCGCCAUACAACGGUCACGAAGUGCAGAGAGAUAUGGGGAGGGCAAGUAUCAAGUUGGGACCAACAUUUCCAAACUCAAGUCUAUUUUCAGUCCACAUGGGGGAGGGAUCGAGGAAAGGGAAAACAGUGAGCCAAACAAGCUAAAUGCCGCGAGCACAAACGCUCAGCAGGCUGGGAACAAGGCAGACACAAGUGCCUCAACAAAAAACAGCAGCAGCAGCAGUAGUAGUGGAAACAGUGCCGCACAACCCAAUUCCACAGUUGAGUCUAGUAAGCCGCCGCAAAAACGAACCUACAGGAACCGAGAGGAUGCCAAGAAAAACAUAGAAAGACGGCUGAGUAGAGAGAUGGAUAGAUAUGAGACCGUGUCGCACGCAGCCAGGUUUUCGGAAACGCGGAAACUCUUUGAGAGUUUGGAAAAGAAGGCCACGGCCGACAGAAAGGUGCCGACGAACCGUUUUCGCUCAGCGAGCACGGAUCGGCUGGAGAAAAGGUUUUCGGGCGAGAUUUUGCAAGACGGGGACGCCAACGUCCCGAGAUCUGUAAGGGAGUCCAGGUAUCGGAAAACGUCCGAAUCGGACAAGCGAGAAAACGGGGUCACCUCCAAGUGGGACUCUAGGAUACGUAGCAGUAGCGCCGAUUCUUUAGACAGCUUAGACGAUCCUCCUAGAGAGAAACCAGUUCACAUCAUUGAUAGGACCCCAGACGUCAGCCCAGGCCCAAUAUCCAGAAGGUUAUCAGGAUAUUCCGAUAAUUUUGACAGGUCAGAGCUAAAAUCGCCACCGAUGUCGCCCACAAGGAAAGUGUCGCCCAAAGUGAACGUAGCCGACUUGCGAGACUUGAUAGCGAAGGAGGAUGAAGCGAAGAAACGAAGGCUGUCGGGAUGUUUUGACAAAGAGGAUACAGAGGAAAUAACAGGUUUGAGACACUGGGAACAGAACAAUACUCCCAAAACAAGGGUGCACGUGUCUCACGAUCAAGAAGAGAGUCUGUCACCUAAAGCAAAGAAGACCUCCCGGGACAGAGAGGACAGCUUCUCUCCCAUAGCAAAGGAGAGAACCACAGAACCAAGGCAAGAGCAGGAAGAAAAUGUACCAAAGCCAAGGUACGGGAGGACUCUUAACGGUGAUAUCAAAGAUUCGGAGGGUGUUUUACAUAAUGAGACAGCGUCAGAGUGGAUCGGUAGCCGGCAAGGUACGAAGGCACCUGCAGAUUCUGUCUACGGGAAAGAACGGGAAGAGGAAAUGAUGUCGCCAGGUGAGGAAGACGACAUCUUGCUACACGCCGAGUUGGUCACCGUGGAUCAAAACGAGGUCGGAGUGGACGCGGAGGAGCCAGCCGAGGGAGAGACGGCGCCAAACUUCGAGCAGGAUUCCCCGGAGCCUUACGAAGAAGCCGCCACCAGGCGCCUACUUUUCGCGUCGAACACCGAGUCCCUGGCAGACACCUUGCUGAAGGAAGGAGCGCCCGUGCAAGAUGAAGAGGAAGAAGAAGAAGAGGAAAGUUACCCAGCAUUCCAAGCACAAUCCCACGAACCCUUGCGGCAAGAUGAAGAUGAGGACGAGCCUAUGCAAAGCGACGAGCAACUAGAGCCAGAAGAACCCCCGAUGACCCCCAAUCGCUGGCGGAAAAACGCAGAGUACCAGCACCACAGCUCGCACAGCUCGGAAGAGGACGUGACGGCGUUUCGCAGCAAGCGGGCCAGCGACGAGUUUCUCUCUGACGGCGACGUCUUCGAAGGAUCUUCCUCUUCUCCCGCUGUAGAAGCAAAAUCUACCUCAUUCCAUGAUGGGUUCGCACCCCAGGAUAGAAUAGAGAAGGAUGUAGGGAAUGAGCGGAUGUCAGAGUCCGAGGUGACCACAGAAGGUGAGGACGAGAGUGAGAAUGAAUUUCCCGUGGAUUACUGGGCGCAGGCCGAGAUGCCAGGAAUCUCCAGCGAUGACGAAGACAUGAGCAUCACGGGAAGAGUGCCAAAGGUCAAGUUCAGCAAGAAACCCAUCAAGGUUUUCACCACCUACUCUAUAGAAGAUUAUGACCGGCGGAAUGAGGAUGUGGACCCCGUGUCUGCUUCUGCCGAAUACGAGCUGGAGAAAAGGGUGGAGAAACUGGACAUCUUCCCUGUGGAACUGGAAAAGGGAGUGGAUGGCCUGGGCCUCAGUAUCAUCGGAAUGGGGGUGGGAGCAGACACAGGGCUGGAGAAAUUGGGCAUCUUUGUGAAGACCAUCACCGAGAACGGGGCUGCUCAGAGGGACGGCAGGAUUAAAGUGAAUGAUCAGAUCAUAGAAGUGGAUGGUAAGAGUUUGGUGGGAGUGACACAGGCCUAUGCUGCCCAGGUACUCAAGAACACUAAAGGCAAGGUGUACUUCCAUAUUGGUCGGGAGAAAGACGACACCACUAGCGAAGUGGCAGCACUCAUCAGCCAAUCCCUGGAGAGAGACAAGCAGAGAGCAGAGGCCCUGGCACAGGCACAGGCUCUGGCGCAGGCGAGUGCGUGGACUCAGGUCGAGGCCCAGUCGCAGACCCCGCCAUCUUGGAAUGACCUGCCCGCUGCCCCCGCAGUGUCUCCCACUAGUCCAGAAGGGACUGAGAAGGUGAUCCUGAACCUGCAGGGAGCGACUGUGACGGAGACUCAUACGGAGGACUCUGACGAUUCUCCGCAGGGUCCGAAGGUGAUCGACGUGUUUGAGCUGGACGAGAGCAGCGGCAGCAGUUCUCCUAUGGACGAUGCAGACUCCAGUCAGAUACGCCUCAAACUGAAAGAGCUUCAGUACAAGCACGCUAUUGCAGAGGCAGAACUUGCCCAGAUGAAAAUAAAGGUAAAGACUUUGGAAUUUGACAUUUUUACAGAUAUUUUGCUUCUUCAGUACAAGCACGCUAUUGCAGAGGCAGAACUUGCCCAGAUGAAAAUAAAGACCCAGACAGGAAGUAGAGGUCAAAAGGUCAACCUCCACUUCCUGUCUGAGAAAGUACACUUGUCUGAGGUUUUUGCCAACACCAGUAGAGAUUGA
Messenger RNA from Branchiostoma belcheri (Belcher's lancelet), 3442 nucleotides. Its product is annotated as neurabin-1-like. Gene Ontology annotation, biological process: neuron projection development; actin filament organization; calcium-mediated signaling. The transcript is spliced from 11 exons. Gene Ontology annotation, molecular function: actin filament binding. NCBI's taxonomy places the organism in Eukaryota, Metazoa, Chordata, Leptocardii, Amphioxiformes, Branchiostomatidae. The record is from RefSeq and is a predicted model, not a curated record. The coding region runs from base 257 to 3442 and encodes 1061 amino acids. Gene Ontology annotation, cellular component: dendrite; actin cytoskeleton; cytoplasm.